Molecule: messenger RNA, 582 nt
Organism: Capsicum annuum
Lineage: Eukaryota; Viridiplantae; Streptophyta; Magnoliopsida; Solanales; Solanaceae
Exons: 1
Coding region: 1-582 (193 amino acids)
Source: RefSeq, a predicted model, not a curated record
AUGGCCAUGCUUAAGCAGUUGACAAUCAACUUGCCAUUAGUGGAGGCACUGGAGCAAAUGCUCGGGUACGCAAAGUUUAUGAAAGAUCUUGUUACAAAGAAAUGGAUAGUUAGUUAUGAAAUGGUGUAUAAUAUUCAUUAUUAUGGUGCUAUUUCCAAAUGGUCAUUGGUGCAUAAGAAGUCAGACUCAGGAGCAUUUACUAUCCUGUGCACUAUUAGGCCUCUUGAUUUUGCAAAAGCUCUAUGUGAUUUGGGAGCUAGUAUAAAUUUAAUGCCGCUUGUUGUGUAUAAGAAACUGGGUUUGGGGGAUCCUACUCCCAUGAAUAUGAGAUUAGUUAUAGCAGACAGAUCUGUGAAGCGGUCCGUAGGAAUUCUAUAUGAUGUAUUAGUUAAGGUGGCCAGUUUCAGAUUUCCAGCUGCUUUUGUCAUUCUCAAUUGCGAGGUGGACUUAGAGAUGCCCAUAAUCUUGGUUAGACCUUUUCUCACAAUUGGGAGUGUACUUAUUGAUCUAAAGGCAAAUGAGCUACUAUUCAACUUAAAUGAUAAAGUAGUUCGAUUCGAUGUAUGCCAGUCCAUGAAAUAG